AUGGACACUUCAAAGUUCUUUGAAACGCAAAACGAUCUAAGCUUUGAAAACUAUUUCAGAACGACGCAUGAAAACUUUCCCAAAGAUUCAUUAGCUUCAGCACGCUCCAUUUUGCACGACUAUAUCAAAGAUGUUAAAUAUCAGCAACGGCAACAAAACCAUGCGACUGCACGUUUAAAGACAUCAUAUAACGAUGAAGAUCUAAAGAGAUUGAUUCAAGAGAAUUCUAAACGUAGCAACGACAAUGAUCAUUCAACAGUCUACAAUAAUUACAUCUCAAAUAAUACCAUUGAGCAAUUGAAAGUUGAACAGAAUAGAAUAACACAGGACAAAGUUUCAUGUGGCCAGAAGCGUUCUAGAGAAAAGCCCUCGACAUCAAAGCCUGAACAACCCUUUACCUCAACGCAAGGAAAAAGAGAUUGCAGACGUAUUAUAGCCGAGGAUUUUAUAAGUUCUGAAUUAGUUACUGAUGAUGAUUCCAAUAGUGAUAUCACUACUUCGCAAUCGUCAUUCUAUCCAUCUGAUCUUAUGAAUACACCUGUUGGCUAUAACUGCAGAAUCGAUAUGCACGAGCUUGAAGAUGUUCCCUCCACUCCUCUUCCUAUCCGCAAUCCAAACUUUGCUGCGUUAAUAGCUAGCGCAAAGAAAAAGUGUGAUGAAGAUAAGCUUUUUCCUACAGACUGCCUUUCCCGUCUACAUGCGUCUGCCAUUUUUAAAGCUGAUGGCCCUUUCUCUUUAAGCGAUGAUGAUGAUAAUGAUACUGAUGUCUUGCCAGAGAACGUCUACAACAAUAUCCGUGCAUUUAAAAGAGCAAUGCAAAAACGCAUACUUUAUAUUCAACCAAAUACAUCCGCAACCUUGGAACAAAUAGCUCUCAACAACAUCAUCACCUCCACUUACUUGUUGCACGGCAGACCGAGAAUCAAAAGCAAAGGAUCAGAAUUGAACCUCGUUGCUUCUUCUGUUUCUACCUUCUUGAGUCCGCUGUUUUCUGCCCAUGACCAAAUCCAACUUGAGUUUGAUACCACUUCCUGGAUCUUCAAACAAGAUGGCGUUGAAAAUGUGAGCUUGCGUCCUGAUAUCAUCUUCAAUUACCAGCAAUUAAAAGAAGUUGUGGAGAUAGGUUGUGGAGAAGUAAAGAAGCCCGGUGUUUCCCAAGCCUUACUUGAUGAAGACAAAAUGCGCGUGCUUGAAGUGAUGAAGCGUCAGCUGCAUCUUCGCCUGUGCCGUGCAAGGAAAGAAUAUGAAGCAGUAAGCUUUGGUGUGCUUAUACAAGGCACAAAAAUCAUACUUUUGAAAAUGAAGCUUGAUAUUGACAAAGGUCUUUACAUGUAUUAUGAACAGCAGCCAUUUAUCUUGCCCACUACGAAUGACACCUAUGCUCAUAUGGAAAUCGCCUUGGAAGUCAUCACUAAGUUCAAGACACAUAGGAACAAAUGUUGA
Messenger RNA from Gilbertella persicaria, 1443 nucleotides. RefSeq lists its product as uncharacterized. The transcript has 7 exons. Bases 1 to 1443 code for a protein of 480 amino acids. The record is from RefSeq and is a predicted model, not a curated record. Lineage: Eukaryota; Fungi; Mucoromycota; Mucoromycetes; Mucorales; Choanephoraceae.